Molecule: messenger RNA, 1860 nt
Organism: Ambispora gerdemannii
Lineage: Eukaryota; Fungi; Glomeromycota; Glomeromycetes; Archaeosporales; Ambisporaceae
Source: the annotation of a GenBank genome assembly
UUACAUAUUGAAGGUCGAAUUCAAUUCGAUAUACUUCAAGUAAUGCAACGUGACUAUAAACUCAGAUCAUAUACUUUAAACUCCGUCUCUGCUCAUUUUUUGGGUGAACAGAAAGAAGAAGUCCAUCAUUCUAUUAUCACAGAUCUGCAAAAUGGCAACAGUGAAACUCGCCGUCGUCUAGCAAUAUAUUGUUUAAAAGAUGCAUUUUUGCCUCAAAGAUUAAUGGAUAAGUUAAUGUGUUUUAUUAAUUAUAUGGAAAUGGCCCGAGUUACGGGAAUACCUUUCAAUUAUAUUUUAGCGAGAGGACAACAAAUUAAAGUUAUAUCACAACUAUUCAGAAAGGCCUUUGAACAGGAUUUAGUUAUCCCCUCUUUAAAAUCAGAAAACAGUGAUGAACCAUUUGAAGGUGCAACGGUAAUCGAGCCACUAAAGGGAUAUUAUGAUCUCCCAAUCACAACCCUUGAUUUCAGUUCUUUGUAUCCAUCGAUUAUGAUGGCACAUAAUAUAUGCUACACAACGCUAUUGGAUAAUAAUGACAUAACUGCAUUAAAUUUAAAACAAGAUGAGGAUUAUAUACUUACACCCGUGAACGCACGAUUUGUCAAAACUCAUCGUCGUAAAGGUGUUUUGCCAACUAUUUUGGAAGAUUUAUUAUCUGCUAGAAAAAAAGCCAAAGCUGAUUUAAAAAAUGCGACAGAUCCUUUUAAAAGAGCAGUGCUAGAUGGUCGGCAACUGGCGCUUAAGAUUAGCGCAAACUCUGUUUAUGGGUUUACUGGUGCGACUAUUGGAAAACUUCCUUGCAUUGAGAUUUCAUCAAGUGUAACAGCAUAUGGACGAGAGAUGAUUGAAAAAACAAAGCAGGAAGUGGAGAAUCACUAUAAAAUAAUAAAUGGAUAUAAGCAUGAUGCCACCGUUAUUUAUGGCGAUACUGAUUCGGUGAUGGUGAAAUUUGGAGUUGAUAAUUUAGAAGAAGCAAUGAAAUUAGGCAAAGAAGCAGCUGAUCUUGUUACCAGCAAAUUCAUUAAACCGAUCAAUCUGGAAUUUGAAAAAGUAUAUUUUCCAUAUUUAUUAAUAAGUAAGAAGCGUUAUGCUGGGCUAUAUUGGACAAAUCCAAAUAAAUGGGACAAAUUAGAUACAAAAGGGAUUGAAACUGUUAGGCGUGAUAAUUGCCUUCUUGUCCAAAAUGUAAUAGAAACGUGCCUGAGAAAAAUCCUUGUUGAUAGAGAUGUUGAGGGAGCUAAAGAAUAUACAAUGAAAACUAUAUCAGACCUUCUACAAAAUAAAAUAGAUAUGUCACAAUUAGUAAUCACAAAGGCCCUAAGCAAAUCCGAAGACGAUUAUGCAGGAAAACAAGCUCAUGUAGAGCUCGCAGGAAGAAUGAGAAAGCGUGAUGCAGGUUCAGCACCAACUCUUGGGGAUCGUGUUGCAUAUGUUAUAGUGAAGUCUACCAAAGGUGCUGCUGCUUAUGAAAGAUCAGAAGAUCCCAUUUAUGUACUCGAAAAUAAUAUACCAAUUGAUACCAAAUACUAUCUUGAUAAUCAAUUAUCCAAACCUUUAAUGAGAAUUUUUGAGCCUAUUCUUGGAGAAAAAGCACAACAUUUACUUGAUGGUGAUCAUACACGCAAAAUUGCGGUUCAAACUCCGACUGUUGGUGGACUUAUGAAAUUCGCAGUAAAAACUGCAACUUGCCUGGGCUGCAAAACUCCUUUACCCAAAAAUGAAUCGGCAGUCUGUCAUCAUUGUACCACAAAAUUGGGGGGUUUAUAUCACAAACAGCUGGAUACAGUUAAUAAACUUGAAGUUCAAUUUGCCCGAUUAUGGACACAAUGUCAAAGAUGUCAAGGAAGUUUACAUCAGGAU